Molecule: messenger RNA, 1974 nt
Organism: Harpegnathos saltator (Jerdon's jumping ant)
Lineage: Eukaryota; Metazoa; Arthropoda; Insecta; Hymenoptera; Formicidae
Product: coiled-coil domain-containing protein 174
Exons: 2
Coding region: 113-1903 (596 amino acids)
Cellular component (GO): nucleus
Source: RefSeq, a predicted model, not a curated record
AAUACAUUUUAUUAAGAGACAACAUCAAAAAAAACAUCUUUAAGAUCUCCAAGAAAAAUUCCUAUUAAUAUUCUGCUAUAGUGUGAUACUCAAGAUUGAUAAUAAUCCAAACAUGAACAUGACAAAGAAAAUAAAUGUAAAUUUCUCAUCUUUGGUGGGUUUGAAAGCAGAGUUAUUAAGAAAACAAACUGAAGUAAACGAGGCUAAGUUGAAAACCGAGCCCAUUAGUACAUCAUCACAGCUUAAUAAAAAAAGGAACAGAAAAACUGUUGCAGGGGAUACAGAAAAAAAUACAAAAGAGACAAUAGAUCCAGAGGAUAUUGUAUCCCAUAAGAAAUCAAGAUUGAUGUUAGAAGCCAAAGCAAGAUUGUAUGAAAGGUUGAAGAAAUCAAAGAAUAAUAAUGAUAAAUUCCUUGUUGAUUUUAAGAAUAAGAUGGAUGAAUCUGAUGACUUUGUGGAUGAGACAAUUAACAAAGAAUAUCCUAUAGAACCCGAGGAAAAUUGGGUAGAGUACCAGGAUUGUUUUGGUCGUACUAGGAAAUGUUUGCGAGAGGAUCUUUCACAUAUGCAGAGGAAAGAUGAUAUAAUAAAGCAGGAAAUAAUGAAGAAGAAUGCUGAUGAUAAAGAAGAAGAAAAAGAACAAUACUCUACUAUCGAAGAAAAGGAGCCUGAGAUUGAAAUUAUGAGGCGAAAAUGGGGAGAACAGACACAAAAGCUUGCAGACAAAGUUGACAUACAUUAUCAAGAUGUACUCUUUGAUGAAGCACGAACCCAUGGUGUCGGUUACUAUGCUUUCUCACAAGAUGAAGAGGAGAGGAUAAAGCAGCAGAAGAAUCUGGCUACUUUGAGAAAGGAGACAGAAAAAAAGCAGAAGGAAAUGAAAGAAAUUAGGGAAUUGAAAGAGAGGAUGGAGCAGAAUAGAUUAAAAGCAGCAAGAAUUAGACAGCGUAUCAGAGCAGGUUUGCCAGCAGAACCUACAGAGGAGGAGUUAGGACCUCAAGAAAGCAACUCCACUACAAAACCAGAUAAUAUUGAUACCAAAGAAGUUGAUGAUGAAUCUGCUGAGAAAAUUAAAGAAAAAUCUAAUGGAAAAACUCAUAAGUCUAUUACAGAAGAUAACACUGCUAGUGAAAAAAUAAUAAGUGAUGAGGAUAAGAUAAAGGCCUUUGGAGAGCUUUUGGGCAAGAAGAAUCAUUGGCAUGUUAUGUCACAAGAAGAAUGGAUACAUAAAUGUAGAACACAGAGAAUCGAGGAAUUUGCACCAGUGUAUAAUAAUUUCAAAAGUGCUGGGUUUUACAAUAGUAGUCAAGAUAUUGAUGAACAGUCUAUUCACAAAGAUAAUAAAACAUUUGACAACACAGAAAAUGAUUCCCAGGAGACUAAGUAUAAUACUAAAGACAAUACUGAUUUAGAACUAAUUAGAACUAAUUUAGAAAAACAUGAAGCUAAUAACGAUUCUAUUGUUAUCAAUGAAACAGUUUCAGUUGCAAGAAAAACUGAUAAUAGUAAGAAUAGUCUAGUACAGGAUAAUAUUACAAACAACAAGGAUAACACAAAACAUGAAGUAUCUAGUAAUGUAAUGGAAUCAACAUCGAAUUCUGCUACAAAUUUACUUAAUCCAUUGCAAUCUCAAGGACAAACAACCAUUUCGUACCCAUUAUCCUAUUUAUCUAGCAAAUAUUCGCAGAUUACGUAUGACUAUGCUAAGGCACAUGUAACUAUGGAAUAUGAACUACUAGAUGCCAAAGAUAUUCCUCUACCUGGUGAAAAUACUACUACAGAAUCCAAUGAUAACACUAUUCCUAUCAGCAAGCAAGAAACAUCACGCAGUAUAAAUGAGGAUAACAUAAUGGCUGGUCUCAAAUAUUUAAGAGAAAAGUUUGAAGAAAGUCACAGUAAAUAAUAUCAUUUUAUUUAGUAUCAUUUAAGAGCUGUACAUAAUUUUUGUAUAAAGAAUAGAGUGCACAUAUCUAU